Messenger RNA from Guillardia theta CCMP2712, 689 nucleotides. RefSeq lists its product as hypothetical. The coding region runs from base 13 to 618 and encodes 201 amino acids. The transcript has a single exon. Lineage: Eukaryota; Cryptophyceae; Pyrenomonadales; Geminigeraceae. The record is from RefSeq and is a predicted model, not a curated record. Gene Ontology annotation, cellular component: membrane.
CUCCUCCUCGCUAUGAUAUCCAUGUACAGCGAGAGCAUCGUCUCCUAUUCCCUUGCGCCCCAGCUUGCGUCCAGCUCCUACCACUACCUCAAAGCCUUCGCAGGCUUCAGCAGCAACAAGCUUGACAGCACGCGGAGGUUCCUAGCCUCUCUACCCUGCGGCGACAACAUCUUGAAGAGCAGCACCACAAACUCAACCAGCACAACUCCAUGGCGCCGCACAUCGCAGACUGUGGCAGCAGCAGCAGGAGGAGCUCUGGGUGGUGCGAUGCUCGCCCCAGCCGCUGCCGUGGCUGGAGUACAAGCCAUCGGUUUCACCAGCACGGGCAUCGCCGCAGGCAGCACGGCAGCGUCGAUGAUGUCAGCCUCAGCCGUCGCGUCUGGAGGAGGCGUCGCGUCCAUGGCAUCAGGAGGAGUAGUAGCGGCGCUUCAGAGCAUCGGCGCUACCGGCAUGCUGGGACUGUCUGCUACAGCUGCGGUAGCGUCUGCUAGUGCGAUAGCCUGUAGCUCGGCGGCGUACGGGAGCUACAGGACAGGCAGGUACGCGUACACCUGGUACUCUGAGCGGAGGGCGAGGCUGAAGAAUCAGCAGCCGGACAAGGACCCGAUCUCACAGUGAGAAGCUCCGGCUGGAGCAGCGAGCGAGUUGAAUGUGUGUAGCUUGGUAUGAGUAAAGAAGAGAUACUAGUC